Molecule: messenger RNA, 4836 nt
Organism: Fundulus heteroclitus (mummichog)
Lineage: Eukaryota; Metazoa; Chordata; Actinopteri; Cyprinodontiformes; Fundulidae
Gene: spats2
Product: spermatogenesis associated serine rich 2
Exons: 13
Coding region: 369-1865 (498 amino acids)
Cellular component (GO): cytoplasm
Molecular function (GO): protein binding
Source: RefSeq, a predicted model, not a curated record
UGGAGGAAAAUACUGGCCGCAGCAGCAGACAGACUGCUUGGCAUUACAGACGGCUGGCUGCUGUGGGAACUGCUGUAAGCUCCUUCUAGAAGCUACCGGACUUCGCUGCCAACACCAGGUUGAAUCAACUUGGCUGCUGAAAGAAGGGAAACCUGUCUUUGCCUAAAUGGUGACGUUCUGGAUGUGAGCCUUGUUCUUCCACUUUGCCUGCCAGGUGGACACCUUGUUUGGGAUCUCCUGUAUCAAAAGCCACUGCGACCUGAAGCUAACCCUAACUCAGUUGGAAACCUUUUUUUUUUUUAACACUAAGAUAAAAAUAUUACAAAGGUACAUUUUUGGUUUACAACGUCUUUCUCGGAUUCUUCUACAUGACAACGAUGGCAAAGAAAAACAGUCAGAAGGAUACAUCUGGUGUGGUGUUUGAUACUCGCUCAAAAAUGGUCAUGUCCCAGGGAGGAACGACGGAGAGGAUGAAGGAGAAGAUCAGCGCGGUCAGAGCAGUCGUCCCCAACAAAAGCAACAACGAGAUCGUGUUGGUGCUGCAGCACUUUGAGAACUGCGUGGAUAAAGCCGUGCAGGCUUUCUUGGAAGGGAGUGCAGCUGAGAUCCUGAAAGAGUGGAAUGUGACCGGCAAAAAGAAGCCCAAGAAGAAAAAGAAGCCCAAGCCUCAGCCCGAAGUCUCCGCAGAAGCGGCUCAACCUGAGGCCACGUCGCCCGAGGAGAGCAAGGAUGAGAUGAACGGCUUUCACGCCAACGGAUCCGUCGUGGACGGAGAGUCUCUGGAUUCGCUGAGCGAGCAGUUGGACUCUGCUUCCCUGGAUGCAGCCGAGCUGGACUCUGAACCCGCUACAUCCGAGACGCCCAUUGCAGAGGCAGAAACUAAUGUCAGCGCUCCAAGUCCUGCGUCCCAACUCGGAGGGAGAAAUCAUCACCAGGUUUCCAGAGGCAACAAAUCCCGGCACCGGACGAACUCCGGUCUCCAUCCCUCCUCACCUUCACUAGCAACCACCCCCGAUGAGCAGGGAUCAUCAGGAGGGAAGAAGAUAGCUACCAAUAUUGACCGCUCGGUGAAAGACCUGCAGAGAUGUACCGUCUCCCUGACCCGCUACAGGAUGGUGGUCAAGGAGGAGAUGGACUCCUCCAUCAAGAGGAUGAAACAGACAUUUGCCGAACUCCAGAGCUGUUUAAUGGACAGAGAAGUGACUCUGCUGUCAGAGAUGGACAAAGUGAAGGCUGAGGCCAUAAUGAUCCUGGACGCUCGGCAGAAGAGAGCGGAGGAACUCAGACGGCUGACGGAGCGAUCUGCCUCCAUGUCUGAGGAGCAGCUGACUGAACUACGUGCAGAUAUCAAGCACUUUGUGAGUGAACGUAAAUAUGACGAGGACCUUGGGAAAGCUUUAAGAUUUACAUUUGACCUUGAACCAUUGAAGACGAGCAUCUCUGGCUUUGGAUCAGUCUACCAUCCACGUACGGGCUACUCAGAUCGGUCCCGUUGUAGCUCCACAUCCUCCUCCGUCGCCAGUCCGGUCCAAAUGGAGACGCCUCCUCCCACCCAGACCCAACCUGCCCACGCUGAAAACCGGCCUCCUCCAGUCAAACAGAUUUUCCAAGGGAACCGACGCACCUUCCAAGGCCCGGGUUAUCACUCAGGCGGCCAGCGGUUCAACGGCAGCUCCCACCACGACAGGAACGCGGGGCGCGGGGGCCACCGCUACCAGGGCGACGCCGGCUCCUCCGGCCCGUCCUCGCAGCAGCCCAACAGCUCCAGAGGUCCCUCGCAUUCCUCCACCUUCUCCUCCCACAACCAAGACCGGCCCGCCCACAACGGCCUGCCCCAAAGGCUUCCUCGAACACACUGCCCUUGACAUUGGAAAUCUCCCGGCCCAGUCGAACCCAUCCACUACCCCCCCACGCGCUCUGUGCUCCCCGCCCGCCCCAGCUCCCUUCAAUGAAGAAUAGUAUAACAAGUUUACAUGUUUCAGUCAGUUGAGCUGUAGUGCCACCCCCCCCACCCCCCCCCGCAUCGGUCUGUUCAUUCUAUGAACGUGAAAAGCUCCAGCUGUCUCUUCCUCAUUUCAUUUCUCUCUGUUCCAGCGACACGUUCUAUCUUUAGCCGCCCUGUGAGAGAUCUGACUGCUCUGCCGCUGUGGGUCUCUGUCAGUAGUCAUUACAGAGACCCCCCCCCUCCCCCAUGAUUACCUGCAACAAUCUGCACUAUUCAAGUUGAACUCUUAGUACUCUCCUCUCUUUAUUUUUUGCCGUGGCGCCGUCAGCUCUCUGAUUCGAAGCUUUGUUUUUUUGUUUUUUCUUUUUGUCUCCAAGAACCAUUUCAAUGCCUUCACUGUUGGAAAGAGUGUUGUGGAAGUGCAAAAGUAGUUCUUAGCUUCUGCAGGGUUUCCGUCAUCCGAGUCGUAGACAUGCAAUCAACACUACAGACUGUCGUUUAUCAGACAUAUCAAACUGUAAAUCAGAGCUUAAUGUUUGGCUGCUACAAACUAUAGGGGGGGGGGGAAUGUUUGGACUCAAACAGGAGUAGUUUUAAGUUUUCUGAAGGCUUCCUCUCUCUGCAGAUAUGGAGCAGCAGCCGGUCAGCUUAGUUCAGCAAAUAAAGGAAGGAACUGCUGUUUGCUCUCAAAAUAAAAAAACUAUAAGCUAAAGGUUUUGCUGAGGGCGACCGUUAACCGUCGGCCAGUGAGCCGUUCCCUGGACCUUCAUAUUCGCCCCAAACAUGACUCCAUGUUUCUGCUCCUCUCUGCAAGGAGUCUUUGAGAAGUCUUAAACUAUUCCUCCUUUAAUUUCUGCCUGAAGCAGUGAUGUACCCCCUCCCACCCGCCCUCGCUGGGUUAUUCUGUGGGCUGUCGUCCAUUAUUUUCUAACUAAGAGGGCUCAUUCGCUUUUUGUUUUUUUGUUUUUUUUGUAAACUAUCGAUAAAGGAAGCUCUUUUGGGUGUACACAUGCUGUUUUAUAAUCCUGAGCAUUUAUUCAGCUGGGUGUUCUCCUGCACGCUCCGUUUCUUGCUUCCUUUUUAUUUAGUUUUAUUUCCACGCGAGUGGCAUCGUAACGUCCCGCUUGCCUUUAGUCGCAGACUUCACAUUUGCCUUUCUACAAACACAGUUGUCACCAUCAGAACUGCUCUCCUGGAUUCCAGGAUCUGUCUUUUUUUUUUUUUUUUUUUUUUCUUGUCCAACUUCAGAAGUAAAGUUCUCUUAGGAUCAUUGAACACAUCGGGGGGGGGGGGUUAAGAUUCCUGCAUCUUGUCACGGCUGCCAAGUAGUUGCUUCAAGCUGCUUUUUUUUGGGGGGGUUAAUUACCUCUUUUGUCCCGUUUGAGAACAAAAUGCUGGUGAAUACCUCACGACUCGCUCCAGCCUGUUAACUUGCAGCGGGCUCCUGUUUAGAGAGCGGGACCCCCGUGGCGAUUUCCUCGCCUCUUAUGUCGUAGUAGUUGUGUACAUGGAGCUGUAGUGGGAAACCAGUUAUGUUACUUUAUCGCUUCAUGAUGUUUCAUCAUGUCUUCCUUCAAACGGGAAGUGAAAAUUAAUCUUUGAGCUUUUUGUUUGUUUUUUUUUUUUUUUUCCCUAAUUUCCUUUUAUUCAUGAUUUUGUCAUAGGGUUUUUUUUUUUUUUUUUUUUUUGAGUUUUAAGAAAAAGAUUUACUUUAAGAGGUAAAUUAGUGAUUAUUGUGGAGAAAAGGUGAUUAGGCUUGACAGAAAGUAGUUCAGUGUAUUUCGGGAGUAUGAUUGUUGGCUUUCUCAUCAGAUUUUAGAGCAUAUAUAUGAAGGUAUUGUAAGCAGACCAGAGACUGGGUUCUGGUUCUUGUCGGCGUGAGAUCCGACCCACAGAGAAACUCAGAUGUUGCCGUCUGUGCGGAGCGUUUCAGUAACGGCUUCUGAAAAAAAAAAGAAAAAAAAAAAGGUGUACUUUUGGUUUAAGUGUGAAAUGCACCGUAUUAUCAGCUGGAGCUGCAGGAUUCCUCCUGAUGCGAGCGGGACGGUCAAAAAGCACGUUUCAACUGUGAGCACCGCAGCAAGGAGCAGGUUCCAUAGGACCCCUCUGAGCAGACUAAAGUAAUCCUCCAAAGCUUGUGAAUCGUCUUUGUUUACUGCGUCCACAACCCAGAGUGGAGGAGGAGGCGGGAGAGGGUUUGGUUUUUCUGCAUCGAGCAAAAAGAAGCUGGAGCUCGUUGAUGUUGGAGCCUCAGAGGUGUUUUCCAGAUUCUUUGCUCAUGCCGGUUAGUUCGUUUUCUCAUAAAGAUGCACAUUUACUCAAGUUGUACCAAAUGCUGCAACUCUCCUCCCUCCGCUCCUCGUCUCGUGACGGAGGACGGGCCGCACUGUGUGCUGAAUCAAGCUGCAGGACACAUCAAACACAACUCCUCCUCGUGAGAAAUGCUGGGCUCUGUGUUUCACCUACACCUUCAUCCACAGCUUCUUUUACAUUCCAGCCUCCAGAGAUGUUGGGUUUUUGCUGCAUAAUGACAAAAAUCUGAAGCUUUUUUUUUUUUUAUUAUUCCUUCCAUCUUACUUUACUAUUUCUUUCCUGUAAAUACAUAUAUGUAGCUAUAUGAUUCUGUGCUCACAUGGGGCAUUUUCUAUGUGAUAUUCAUACUAGGCAUAACUGAAGUGAAAACAUCCGGUUUGUUCAUUCUUCCAACUGUAAACUCAAGUGCCUUUUCUUGUCGCUCCCCCCCCCGCCCACCCCCCUGACUCCGUCAUUUUCCUCCACCAGAGUAUGGACCAAAGACAUCAACCGUCCCCGACAGCCCAUCCCCGUCUUUCUCCCUCUCACUGAAUGGCACACUUCUCAUUUACUACAAAUAAAACUGUUUGCAAUACCAA